GUUUCGUUUAUUUAUGCAAGAAAAAACGGUAGCUUGGUUUGGUUGGUAGCUAACUGUAUGGUAGUAGACUAUAUUUAAUAAAAACUGUCAUAUUUUCUUAACGCUUAGAAAGUGAUGUGAUCAAGUGCUGAUGACUAAAAGUCAAAUACCCUGAAAUCUUAGUUUUUACAGUAUAUUAAUAUAUGAUUUCAUAUUAUCUCAAUUUUUACCAGAACAGGAAGGACCACAAACGAUCCUUAGAGUGAUUAAAAAAACUACUAUUUUAAACUAAUACCAAGAAAAAUUCUGCCCAACAAACAAAGAGAUGAUAAAAAGUAGAUCUUAUUGACACAGUAGUUUUUUUACAAGAUGUCUUCAAGUCUAAUUGUCAUCAAAGUUCACCUGGAGAAAUUAGAAAUCAGCAAAACAUUACAAUUUGAGCCUACAUCUACCAUACAAGAUGUAAUCAAUCUUGUUCGAGCAAAAAUUCCAGAAUCUGCUCCAAAGCAAAAUGAAAACUUUGGAGUGUUUUAUUCUGAUAAUAAUGACCAAACAAAAAGUCAGUGGUGCCAAAAUGAUAGAAACCUUGAGUUCUACGGUUUUACGAAUGGGACUGAGUUGAUAUACAGAGAUAAGCAUCGCUACUUAAAAGUGAAAAUGUUGGAUGGAACCAUCAAGACUGUAUUGGUUGAUGACAGUCAAACAGUAGCUGUUGUUUUGGAAACUAUUUGUGAUAAAGUUGGGAUCACAAAUGUGGAAGAAUAUUCCCUCUUUAUUGAAGAGGGUAAAGACGAGAAGAAAGAAGAAUUUCAGUCUGGUACAUUAAGCAGAAGGGAUAAAUCCAUGAAAACAACAACACUUCAAAAAGUUGAAGAGCGUGACAAAAAGAAAAUGGAUACUUUAAAAAGAAAGUUGCAUACAGAUGAUGAAGUGAAUUGGCUUGGUCAUGAUAAAACAUUGCGGGAAGCUGGAGUGGAGAAAAAUACACUAGUUGUUCUUAGACGUAAAUACAUGUACGAACAAAGUGUUAAUAUCAAAAAUCCUGUUGAAAUCAACUUGUUGUAUGUGCAAUCACGAGAUGGAAUCAUUGAUGGUACCUAUCCUUGUCCACUGGAUGAAGCCUCCAAGUUUGCAGCUUAUCAAAUUCAAAUUCAAUAUGGUGAUUUUGAUGAAGGAAGAUAUAAAUCUGGUUACAUUGAUUUAAAAGAGUUCUUACCAAAAGAGUAUGGAAAGAAAAAAGAAGUUGAGAAAAAGAUUAAGGAUGAACACAAAUCAAUUAUUGGCAUGGAUGCUCUGAAUGCUAAGUACAAAUAUAUUCAACUAUGUCAAAACUUACCAACAUAUGGCGUAACCUUUUUCUUGGUCAAGGAAAAAAUGAAGGGUAAAAAUAAGCUGGUGCCACGAUUGUUAGGUGUAAACAAAGAAAGUGUCCUUCGUGUUGAUGAAAAAACAAAACAGGUCUUAAAAACAUGGCCAUUAACACAAGUUAGACGUUGGGCUGCUUCGCCAAACAGUUUUACCUUGGAUUUUGGUGAUUACACUGAAGGUUAUUACUCAGUUCAAACACCUGAAGGAGAGCAGAUCAGCCAGCUUAUUGCUGGCUAUAUUGAUAUCAUUCUUAAGAAGAGAAAAGCUCAUGAUAUGUAUGAGAACGAUGAAGAUGAAAACAGCCCUAUAUUAGAAGAGCAUGUUGUUCCAAAUAAGGCCACUGUACUCCAACGUCAAACCAAUUUUGCAAAAAACCCGACAACAGGUUCUGUUGCUCUUCCUGCUGUUCUACGACCUGGUGGUCAAGGUCCGAACACAUUUGAAGUUGGAAACAUGGGAGAUGAACAAUUUUCUAGUACCAGAGGACUUACCCAUUCAGGCCAUCAACAGCCUCCAGGACAGCAGGCACAUAUCGGAAAUUUAUCUUCUGGUCAAAAAGCUAUAAUGAAAAAUAUUGAUGAUGGAAAUCAAAAAAUCAAAGUUGUCAUUGAAGAACUUUGUGAGCAAGGUCCAGACCUGCCAGACUUAAAUACUGAUCCACAAUCAAUGAGAUGGAGAGACAAUCAGAUGGAGAUAUCCAAAAACAAUGUGGCAAGCCGACUUGCUGCUAUGUCUGCUGCAACUGCAGCUAUCAUUUCAUUAACAUCAGGUGACCCUGAGAACUUUAAUUACACAGCAGUUGGUGCAGGUGUCUCAACAAUCACAUCCAAUUUGGAGGACUUAGUUCGUGGAAUUAAAAUGUUGGCUGCUUUCAUGGAUGAUGAUGGUGACAGUAAAAGUUUACUUGACGCUGCAAAAGAUUUAGCCAAUGCAUUUUCAAGUUUUCUUGGUGCAUUAAACCCGGCUGACGACAAACAAAGGCAAGACUUGCUUAACGUUGCUGGAAAGAUUGGAGUAGCAAGUUCAUCAAUCAUGACUGCAAUUGGUGAUCCAGAAGCAGAUGCCGAGUUUCAAGAUCUUCUUUUACAGCUUGCCAAGGCUGUUGCGAAUGCCACUGCAGCUUUAGUAUUACAAGCUAAAAAUGUGACAAGUGCUAUUGAUGAUACCGUAGCGCAAGAUAAAAUCAUUGAUGCUGCAAAAGACACUGCUAUGAACACAUCACAAUUGGUAGCAUGCACCAAAGUUCUUGCACCUCAUAUUAACAGUCCAUUGUGUCAAGACCAGAUGAUAGAAGCUGCAAAACUUGUAGCCACAAGUGUUGAUGCUGUUGGUGAAUCCUGCUACGCUGCUACAGAGGAUCCAGUGCAUACCAAGAAUGUCCAAGAUUCAUCUCAAGCAGUUACUGAUGCAUUAAAUAAUUUGCUUCAACAUAUUCGUGAUGGUGCACGCAUUAGACCUGGUGGACCAUUUGAUACUGUGUGUGAUGACAUACUGAAUGCAACAGAUAAAUUGUACAACAGUAUGGGUAAUGCAGGAGAAAUGGUGAAGCAAGCUAAAGUUUUAGCUCAGGCUACUUCGAAACUUGUUAAUGGUAUUAAAGGUGAUGCAGAGGAUGAAGAUGAUGAUGACACGCAAAAGAGACUUCUCGCUGCUGCAAAAGUACUUGCUGAUGCCACUGCUAAGUUGGUAGAAGCUGCAAAGGGUGCAGCUAAAAAUCCCAAUGACAAGAAUGAACAAGAGAAGUUAAAGAGAGCAGCUGAAGACUUGCGUGUUGCUACAAAUGCUGCUGCUAGCAAUGCACUGAAAAAGAAACUGAUCCUUCGGUUAGAAAACGCUGCCAAGCAGGCUGUUGCUUCUGCUACACAAUUAAUAUCAGCAUCAAAAGCAGCUGCUCCAAGUAAUAGAAAUCCAGCCUCACAACAGCAGCUUGAUGAUUCAGGAAAGGUGGUCAAUGAAAGCUCUCAUGAUUUGAUACACAAUAUUCGAGACAGCCACAACAAUCCUGACAGUCCUGCUGCUCAAUUAGGACUGAUCACAGCUUCACAGAACUUCAUUCCACCUGCUUCAAAGUUGGUAGCUAAUUCCAAAGCCGCUGUCCCUACUGUUGGAGACAAUGCUGUUGCAUAUCAGUUGAAUAAUUCACAGAAAAAUACUCAAAAUGCACUUAACGAGUUACGCAUUGCUGCAGAGAAGGCUGCUGAGGCAUGUGGUUCACUCGAGAUUGAUAAUGCUCUUGCUGCAGUAAAAGAAUUAGAGGUGGAUUGUGAGCAAAUGAGAAUUGCUGCUGAUGAAGGACAACUUCAACCAUUCCCAGAUGAUAAUGCUGAUGAUCGUGCUUUAGAAGUUGGUGCUUCAUCGAAAACAGUUGGUGCAACAAUGGCUCAACUUUUAACUGCUGCUGCACAAGGCAAUGAUAGUUACACUGGAAUUGCAGCACGUGACACUGCCAGUGCCUUGAAAGUGCUGGCUAAUGCUGUGCGCGGUGUUGCAGCUACUUCUGAUGAACCGAAAGAUCAGCAAGCAAUAUUGAAGGCUGCAAAAGUUGUUAUGCAAGAGUCUGCUAAAUUGAUUGAGGAAGCUAAGCAUGCAUUGGAGAAUCCAAAUGAUCCCAGCAACCAACAAAAGCUGGCCCAGGUCGCAAAAGGUGUUUCUCAUGCUUUGAAUAAUGUUGUAAACUGCUUACCAGGCCAACGUGUUGUAGAAGAUGCUAUUGAAGAAAUUAAUAGAACCAGUGAAGUUCUGUCUGCUCCUGAGAUUGUGUUCCCAGAAACUGACGAACCUUUCAGUCAAGUUCAAGAAAAGUUGAACCAAUCAAGUCUUAAUUUGAAUGCUGCAGCCAAUGAGGUUGUGCAUGCUGCAAAGGGACCAACUGGUCAACUUGCGAAAGCGUCUGCGAAAUUCUCACAUUCCUACCAAGACUUCCAACAUAGUGGUUUAACACUUGCAGGGCAAAUAAAAGACAAGGAAGCACAAGAUCAUUUGAUCAAUGAUCUACGAAAGACAUCAACGGUCAGCAGUAAACUGUUACUUGCUUCCAAGUCAUUGGCUGCUGAUCCAGGCGCACCAAAUGCUAAAAACUUGUUAGCUGCUGCAGCCAAGGGAGUAACUGACGCGAUCAACCAACUGCUUAAUCAAGCUCUUACUGCAGCUCCUGGCCAAAAAGAGUGUGACUCUGCUGUUCGAAAUGUUGAAGCUAUGUCGCAUGUCCUCGAGAAUCCUGUCGAACCUGUGAACGAAGCAUCCUUCUUUGAAUGUUUGGAUACUGCCACAGAAAAAUCUCAGCAGCUAGCACAAUCCAUGCAAGAUAUAACAACUGCUCUAAAGAAAGAAGAUGCUGAGCACCUAGCUGAAGCAGUAGGGGGUGCAUCAGAUGCUGUGUGCCAUCUCACAGAAUCAACAGCUCAAGCUGCUUAUUUGGUCGCUAUUGCUGAUCCAUCAAGUACUGCUGGCCGAGCAGGUUUAGUUGACCAAUCACAGUUUGCUAAAGCACGCGAUGCUAUUCGAGAAGCGUGUGACGGUUUAUUAAAUCCUAACGCAAACCAACAGCAAGACAAAAAGAAGAUGUAUUAUCGGGUCUUAUCAGCAGCAACAGUGAUAGCUAAGCACACUGCUGGUCUGUGCAACGCAUGCAAAGCUGCUUCCGCUAAAACUGACAAUCCAGUUGCUAAGAGACAUUUUGUACAAUCUGCUAAAGAUGUUGCUAAUAACACAGCUAACUUGGUUAAGUUUAUCAAGGUUUAUGCCCAGGACAUGUCACCACGAAAUCGCAACCAUUGUCAAGAAGCGACAGAACCACUCCUCGAAGCUGUGGACAACUUGGUGACGUAUGCGUCAUCACCGGAAUUUGCAUCUGUACCUGCGAAGAUCAGUGCUCAGGCAAAAGCAGCGCAAUAUCCAUUAAUUAUGUCUGGUAAAUCGAUGGUAUCGUCAAGUACACAUUAUUUCACCAGCACUAAGACAUUAGCUGUAAACAACAAAGAUCAACCAACAUGGCAACUGUUCGCUACUCAUUCACGUGCUUUGGCAGAUGCUAUGAGGAAAAUUGUUUCUGCUAUUAAGGAGAAUGCUCCUGGCCAGCAAGAAUGCGAUCAAGCUGCAGACACAAUCAAUAGAUCAAUCAAUAAAAUCGACCAAGCCUCUCUUGCCGCUAUAAGCAAUAACUUAAAGCCUACCACAGAAGAUUCUUUGAAGGGUUUCGAAGAAAAGAUGAUGUUAACAUGCGCACAACUGCAAGAAGCAAUCCCAAAUACAGUGGAAUAUGCGAAAGGUGCUCCUGAGAAGAUUGGUCACUCUGUUAUCAAAUUAGCCAAUCUGAUAGAUCCAUUAGCAGACAGUGCUAUCGGUUUUUCAUCAAAGCUUCCAGGUGGUUCAGAAAAACAGAACGAGUUACUAAACACUGCUAAAACAGUUUGUGAAUCAGCUGCUCAACUUGUAUACGCAACUAAAGAUGCUGGCGGUAAUCCUAAGGCUGUCAAUUACCAUCCUGCCGUGGAUGAGGCUGGCACAGACUUUAUCGAAGCAAUCAAAGACCUUACCCAACAAUUAGAGGAAACUGCAGGCGAUACCGGUGCUGUAACUGCUCUCGUUGACUCGAUUAACAGAGCGCGAACUUCUAUCAAUAUGUUUGUUUCGGAUUAUCGGGACAGAGGAAUCGCCGAGGCUCCCAUUGGAACGUUUGUUGAACACCAGGGCAACAUGGUAAAAGAACUGAAAAAUAUAGCACGGGAUGCGCAAGACAUGGUUGGCAAGGCAAACACUAAACCAAAGGAACUGGGAACGAUUAGUCAAGAUUUGUGUAAAAAUUACAACGCGUUGACUGAAGAUACUAAACACGCAAUAAGGUUGUCAAAUCAACCUGAGAUCGCAGAGCGUCUUAAAGUGAGCGUGGACACACUUGGAGAUUCGUGUGCUGAAUUAGUACAGUGUGCUGGAAAUGUUCAAUCCAGUCCUAGUGACUCAUAUGCAAAGAGAGAGUUGUCAGACAAAGCAAAGAAUGUUUCAGAAAAGGUUUCCUACGUGUUAGCAACAUUACAAGCUGGUUCAGUUGGAACACAAGAAUGCAUUAACGCUAUCAGUACGCUAGCUGGUAUUAUUGGAGAUCUGGAAACAACUGUUAUGUUCGCCCAAGCUGGCACAUUAAACCCUGAAAAAGAAGGCGAAACGUUCGGUGAUCAUCGUGAGACUGUUUUGAAGACUGCAAAGAAUCUUGUAGAAGAUACGAAAAAUUUAGUUGUGGCUGCUCAAGGAAGUCAAGAACAACUAGCAACAUCUGCCCAAAAUGUCUUAGGAAGUAUGACCAAGUUGGUGGAUAAUGUUAAACUUGGUGCAGCUGCUCUUGGUUCGGAAGAUAUGGAAGCACAAGUGAUGUUGCUGAUGGCUGCCAAAGAUGUUGCAACAGCUCUCACUGAUCUUAUCAACAGCACAAAGAAUUCGUCUGGCAAAUCCGCUACUGAUCCUGCCAUGGAGACGCUCAAGGUGUCAGCUAAGACAAUGGUAACCAGUGUAUCUUCGCUUCUCAAGACUGUUCGUAGUGUUGAAGACGAAGCAUCGAGAGGAGUUCGGGCAAUCGAGUCAACUGUUGAUGCUGUUCGCCAAGCAGUUAUUAACUUGCAAGUUGGUGAUCCUGAAAAGACAGCAUCUCCAGAAGAUUUGAUCAGAGCAACAAAAGGUGUUACGUUAGCUACUGCGAAAGCUGUAGCUGCUGGACAUUCUGGCAAGCAAGAAGAUAUUGUCCAAGCUGCCAAUGUUGGAAGAAGAUAUUGUACAGAAUUACUGGUGGUUGUAAAAGCCGCCGCUUUCAAUGCUGAAUCUGAAUCAAUACGUGUAGCUACUAUAGUCAAAGGUCGUGACACUGCCCAAGCCUAUUGUGAAGUAUUGGACCAUGUGGCAUCGGUUAUUGUACAUCCUACACCACAGAAAAAACAACAUCUUACUGUGCUGUCAAAGAAAGUCGCCUUUUCUGUCGGUGAACUUGUUAAAUCUGCAGAAGAACUUAAAGGUGCAGAUUGGGUUAAUCCUGAAGAUCCUAAUGUUAUCGCUGAGAACGAACUUCUGGGAGCUGCGGCUUCCAUUGAAGCGGCUGCCAGAAAACUUGCUGAGCUUAAACCGCGUGCACGACCAAAGCAAGCCGAUGAAUCAUUAAAUUUCGAAGAACAAAUUCUUGAAGCUGCAAAAUCGAUCACAGCUGCAGCUGGUGCACUGGUUAAAGCCGCUACUGCUGCUCAAAGAGAAUUAGUCGCUACAGGACGAGUAUCUAGUGAUCCUUCCAGCGCAAGUGGGGACGGGCAAUGGUCACAAGGGCUUAUUUCGGCGGCUAAGCUUGUUGCUGCUGCAACUGGGUCUCUGUGCGAGGCUGCUAAUGCCGCAGUGCAGGGAAAUGCUAGUGAGGAGAAAUUGGUGGCUUCCGCUAAAGCUGUUGCUAACUCGACCGCACAACUGUUGCUCGCGUGUCGUGUUAAAGCUGAUCCUAAUAGCAAGACUCAACAAGGGUUACAAAGAGCAGGUUCAGCCGUCAAACGAGCCGCAGAUGCUUUAGUAAAAGCGGCUCAAGGUUCAGCAGUUUUCCAAGAAGAGGAGAUCGAAGUGAAUCUCAGCACAACUCUCACGGGAGGUUUUAAAUCAGAACUUGAGAUUCAGGAGGAGAUUUUAAGGAAAGAAAGAGAGUUAGAGAGAGCCAGAGCUAAACUCGUCAAAAUUCGUAAAGAACGUUACCAUGACGAUGAAGAAGACGUAUGAAGUUUUGCGACGGUUUCCGAAGCGGUGAUAAUGUGGUAACGUUGUUGACUUACGUGUCAAUUUUAACGAAUAAUUAUGCUAAUUAUUCGUUAAAGGUUGGUGUCAACCCACGUGACGGAUCCACAGUAGUAGCUACGAUACAUAUUAAGGAUUUGUUUCGUAUCAUUUUCUUGUUUUUUUUUUAUAUCGAUAAAAAUAGAAAUAAUUUUGUAUAGUACCGUUAACUUUCAUUUUCUGUACUCAUAACAACUUAUUAUGUGUUCUGUAAGAUAUCUUUUAAUCAUUCUGCAAAGUAAACAGCCGAUAAAAUUUCAGAAGUACUCGUUGUUGCGCAGCAGUUAGUAUAAAGUACAAGAGACUGGGUACGAUGUCUUGCAAUUUUUUUGAGCGUUGAAAUGAGACUGUGGUAGCUGUCUUAGGAUUAUAUAUAUGAACGUUACAUUUGAUUUAUAUUCUUCAUUUUUUAAACGAUAACAUAAAAUUGUAUAAACUUUUUGUUUACUAGAAUAAACACAAAUUAGCAUAA
Hydractinia symbiolongicarpus is the source of this 8608-nucleotide messenger RNA. RefSeq names its product talin-2-like. Gene Ontology annotation, molecular function: integrin binding; actin filament binding; structural constituent of cytoskeleton. The transcript has 52 exons. NCBI's taxonomy places the organism in Eukaryota, Metazoa, Cnidaria, Hydrozoa, Anthoathecata, Hydractiniidae. Gene Ontology annotation, cellular component: cytoskeleton; focal adhesion; plasma membrane. Gene Ontology annotation, biological process: cell-cell adhesion. Bases 349 to 8082 code for a protein of 2577 amino acids. The record is from RefSeq and is a predicted model, not a curated record.